Pelobates cultripes (western spadefoot toad) is the source of this 4117-nucleotide messenger RNA. Lineage: Eukaryota; Metazoa; Chordata; Amphibia; Anura; Pelobatidae. The record is from the annotation of a GenBank genome assembly.
CUAGGUGGCGCUGUAUUCCAUGUUAUGUAAGGAAAUGCUGCUAUGUUUCAUAAGUUCCCACGUUCCAUUUAGAACCGUACACACAGCUUAUUAUGUCCGGGGGAACAGCGCUGGUGCAGGGGGCAAGCAGAGGGAUUGGACUCCAGUUCUGUAGGUACUUGGUUCUUUCCAGAUACGAAAUCAAUGUUAUAGCAACCUGCAGGAACCCCGAGGCAGCCACAGAGCUGCAAGAAUUCCAAAGGGAGUAUCCUAAAGCACUUCGGAUCAUGAAAAUGGAUGUAACCAGGGGGCCUGAUAUUCAGCACACAGCAGAGAAAGUCAAGGAAGAAUUCGGUAGCCUGGAUCUCCUGAUUAACUCCUCGGCAAUGCUUCAUCCCAGUGGCAAGGGUGAGACUAGCCUCAGGGAGGUCACUGCCGAGGUGAGCACUUUAAAAAAAAUAAAAAAAAAUACUUCAUUAAAACCCAUUCCUCUUUCAUUCAAACUGCUUGGUCCAUGGAUUGUGUUGUUUUUAAAUUCCAGUAUAUAUUUAUUUAACCCAAGGGGAAAGGACAUCUGAGAGUGACUGUCCACCUGCUAUUCAUUAACCUGUUGCUUAGGUAAAUUAAAAUACUGUCUUCAAUUAAAGGGACACUGUAGGGACCCAGACCAUUUCAGCUCAUUGAAGUAGUCUGGGUGCAAACUCCCAUCACCCUAACCCUGAGCAUGUAAUUAUUGCAGUUUUUAUAAACUGCAAUAAUUACCUUGCAGGGGUUAACUCCUCCUCUGGUGGCUGUCUACCAGAUAGCCACUAGAGGGACUUCCGGGUGUAUAGGCGACUUUUGGUCGCCUAAAUGACAUUGGACGUCCUCACACUAUGCAUGAGGACUUCCAGCAUCACCGGAAUCCCCAUAGGAAAGCAUUGAAUAAUGCUUUCCCAUGGGGAAAUCCUAAUACGAGCGCCACCAUUGCUGUGCAUGCGCAUUAGGUCUCCCCAGCAAGCCGACGUGUUGGGGGAGGAGUGUGGGCGGAGCUGAGACAACGCCGAGGGACAUUGGUGCUGGACCCAGGUAAUUGACACUAGGGGUUAUUAACCCCUUCUGCACUGCAGGGGGUGGAGUGGGGGCUUUUGACAGAGGGCGAAGCUAUAGUGUCAGGAAAACAAGUUUGUUUUCCGGGCACUAUAGUUGUCCUUUAAAGGACCUGUGAUAUCACUAGAUAUCUAAUACAUAUAUAUGAUUUAUUUUAAUUCUUUAUUUCUGCAUGUAAAAUACAUAGACUUAAUGCAAGUGAUAUAACCGCAUAGUUUUUCACAGAAUGAAAAGGGGCUGAUAGCCCAAAACAACAAUUAUUUUUUAAAAUUCAUUAUCUAUGUAAUGCAUUAAACAACAGGAGGGUGUUUUCUAUUUUUGUUUUCCUGUACAGUUCUGCCUUGCAACAUUUUUAUUGUGUAUACUUCAGGGCAGCCCUUUUUAAGUGCUGUCUGUCACUAUGUGCUUUGUGACUAGGAAAAUAUGAUUCAUAUUGUGCUAAUUACAUUUGGAGAUAUGUCAUGGUUGCUAAAAUAAAGGGCAUCAUAACGGUUACCGGAAAACACAGCAGAAGCCACACAUAGAGAGAUGGACACAAUUCUUCAGGAAGUAACAGGACUUUUAUUUACACACCGAUCGGGUCUCAGAUGAACUCCUGUUCUAAAAAUAUCUGAGAGCCAGAGCACAGAUUGCAGAAGCUUUUUGUUAGCAGCAUAUCCCCUCCCAUACAGUAUAACCCCUCCUAUAUUCCUCAGACCAAUCCGCAAACAGGAUAUUCAGGAUCACCUUAUAUGGGCAGACCACAUGGUUCAUCUGAGACAAAGGAAUGUGCUUUCCACUUCCGCACAUGCUCAGUACACUGACUCAUCCAACUGUUUGUAAUCAGAUACUAAUUAGCAUAUGCCAUGUGGAGAUUUUGGCCUACUAAAUUUUGACCAUGCUGGAAUCCCAUCACAUAACCACUACAGCAAUUGUCACAGUGCCUAGAGUGCUCCUUUAGUGUCCGCUGACAAUCCCAGCCAAAGAAUUGCAUAAUACUGAUAUGAAUAUGCCAAACUUUCACUUUGGUAUAUCUGUGCAUUCUUGAAGGACCCCUGAAGCAUUUCAGCAUCAGGAAAGUGUCAGACCAUGCCUAAACACUUUGACAGUGGCUGUGCCAAGCAGAGACAUCUUAAUGCAAGGGCACACUGGGCAGUUUUCCGGGGGCCCCGUGGACUUGCCAACGUUUCUGUAUAUUAUUUUUGGAGAUUUCAAGCCAAUUCUAAAGCAAUUCUCUGCAAAGACAUUUUGCAAAGUUUUGUGUUGAACACUUGAUUAAUAAUAAAUGAUGCAUAGUAAUUUCAUACUCUGCAAUCUUCGUCUGUAUGAUUUACCAACUGAGCACCAUUUUUAUGUUGAAUUUCUUGUUUUUUAACUUCAAAGCUCAUGCUAUAUUGUCCAAAUAUUUGUGUGGACUAAUCUCUGCUGUACAGCAUGUUUUUUUUUUAAUGUUUAAAAGCUGAUUAUGUUGGAGGUACCAAUAAAUAUAAGCUUAAUUUUAUCGAUUUAAUUUAAAUUUUUAUUCUUGUGAGAGGUUGUGUAGGCAGGGCCGCAGUGCACUGCUUUGCCCGGGGUUCUAUAAUGCUGUUAAGGGGACCCUGGCACCAUAAAAUACAGCACUGUAGUGUAGGGGUGUUAAAAGUAUCCCAUGUAUUUCUUAUUCCCUUGCACAUUAUUCAAUAAACACUGAAUUGCUUCCAAAUCACUUGAAUUUUUAAAACUUAUUAGUGGUAUAUUUUAGUUACCUUUUUGCACAUACUCCUAGAAAUGUAUACAUUUGGGCCUGUAACAACCCUUUUGUUACAGCUAUCUCUCAGCUUUGAAACUAUAUUUAAGAUCAUAUGUUCAGCUAUUAUGUGUAACAGUGUUUCUGUUUCCAUUUAUGAUGCAGAUAAUACAGCGUAGUAAACAUUGCUUCUUCCCCCUCCUCCCCCUUCUCUCCCAGGAUCUGUCUUUGACAAUUGCUACAAACACCAUAGGACCACUGAUGAUGGCUAAAUAUUUUGCACCACUGUUAUUGAGAGGAACAGGAGCUUUUGGAGCUGAAGCUUCUGACAAGUCGAGGCAGCACCGAGCAAUUCUUGUGAAUAUGAGUGCUAAAGUAGGCUCGAUAGAGGACAAUGGUAAGAUAAUUUAGAAUUUUUAUAAAUGUGCUUUAUACUUGGGAACAUUAUUUUUUAAUAAUUAUAACCAAAAAACAAUAUUUUUCGAUUUAUUUACUUAUUGUUACUCAUAGACUAUAUAGCUAAGUACUAUAAUGCUAAAUCUUGACUUGUGAGUAGGGUCAUACUUUCCUUUUGUAUGGUCUGUAUUCUGUACCAUUUAUUUCCCCAUUUGUACGGCACUGCAAAAUAUGUCCGGGUUUUACAGAUAUUAAUCAUAAUGACUAGAUGUGAGCAGUUCAUCUAGUCCUGAAACAAAUUUCGUUUAAUUUUAGUGAUUUUUUUUUCCUGUUUGGCUGUUAACAUAAAUAUCUUUAAGGUUAGUAUAUCUUACAUUAUUAUCGCGAUUAUUUAUAAAUGCAUUAUAUAUUUAUAAAUUAUUGAUCCAAUUAAUUAAUAUACUUCUAGCCCUAGGUGGAUGGUACAGCUACCGAUUGUCUAAAGCAGCUCUAAACAUGGUCACCAAGAACCUCUCCAUUGAGCUGGGAAGAGGAAAGAACAAAGUGAUCUGCGUUUCCUUGCAUCCUGGAUCUGUGGACACAAACUUGUCUCGGCCUUACCAUAAAAAUAUUCAGAGGGAGAAACUGUUCACGACUGAGCAAUCUGUGUUUUGUCUAAUGAACAUCAUUGAAACUCUAAAUUUAGAUAAAACUGGGAAGUUUUUCUCAUGGAAUGGUUCUGAACUUCCUUGGUGAUAUUGUUUUUACAUGAUAUAUGUAUAUGUUUAGGUAAUACAUUUAAUAUAGCACUCCUUAUAAUAUUUGGAAGUUCGUGCUGUCACAUCAUUUUAAUCCAAGCUAUUUUUCUUAAUGCUUUGUUCAGGAAACAAGUGUAUAAUAACUUUGUUUGUUUGUUCAUAAAAGGAGUCUUGUACUCUGAAAUCUUAAAUCAGCGCUGUCACUGUCGAG